AGGUCCAGGCCAGAAGGCGAUGCCUCCGCUGAAACCCAAACCUCCGGUGACGCCUCGCUCCAGCCUCACGGCGACGACUCCCCCCCCGCUCCAGAGCUCCCAGCAGGCCUCGCUGGGCUGCAUCAGCCCCAGCCUGCCGCCGCCCACCCCCACCCUCUUCAAAAACCCCUCCUCGUCCUCCUCCUCCUCGUCCUCCUCGUCGGCCGGGACCGGCGGCCAGAUGGACGCCGAGUGCAUGGGAGACGCUCACACGCCUCUGUCGGAUUCGCCGCCGGCCGCGACCACGGCGGCGCACGAGGAGGCGGGGCUAAGCGGGAGGAAGCCGGGACCCAAAGGGGGAAACCACGGCAACGCCGGCUCGGCCAAGGGCUCCUUCCCGUGCCGCUUCUGCGACCAGGUGUUUGCCUUCUCCGGCGUCCUGCAGGCGCACAUGCGCUUCCACCUCGGCAUCCUGCCGCACCAGUGCAACAUCUGCGACUACGUGGCGCCGGACAAGGCCACGCUGAUCCGGCACCUGCGCACGCACAGCGGCGAGCGGCCGUACGUCUGCCGCGUCUGCCACUACCCGUUCACCGUCAAGGCCAACUGCGAGCGCCACCUCAGGAAGAAGCACGGCAAGACGUCGCGGAAGGACAUCGAGAAGAACAUCAAGUACGUCACGUCCACCAUCACGGCGAACCUCGCCUCGGCGAUCACCACGACAUCAACCACCUCCACCACCACGCCCCAGGACGCGGAGACGGGCUGCAACGGCGCCGAGACCACCUGCCGGUUCUGCGGCGAGGACCUGAAGACGUACCGGGCGCUGCAGAUCCACCUGCGCACGCACAACGGCUGCCAGAGGAAGCCGUUUGAGUGCCGGCGCUGCGGCGCCGCCUUCCUGGCCAAACGCAACUGCAUCCACCACCUGCUGAAGCAGCACCCCGAGGUGCAGGAGCGGGAGAUCGAGGAGCACAUCGCCACGCUCCUUCCCGCCGCGGCCGCCGCGGUGCCGGGGAAUCCGAUAACGCUGAACGGGAUCAGUCAGCCGGCGGUGCAGGUGCUCCACGCGGUGAAGGUGGAGGCCAGCAUGGUGUACCCAGCAGAACUGGACCAGCCCCUGGAUUUCUCCGCCAAGAGUCUGGGCGCCGGCGGGGGGGCGGCGUCGCCCGGCAUCAAGACGGAGAGCGUGUCGCCGAGCUUCGAGUGCUCCGUCCUGGACCAGCCCAUCGACCUGUCCAUCCCCAGCAAGAGGCAGCGGAGGGGGGGCGGGGGCGCGGCGGCGGAGGUCAAGACGGAGCUGAGCCUGGAGCACCCGGCUCUGGGUCUGUCCCGGGAGGAGAGGGCUGCGGCGAGCGCGCUGCCCCCCCUGCACCCCCACCCCCAGCUCGGCUGCUACCAGCUCCCCCCCGGGUCCACCCCUCCCCCGGGGUCGCUCGGCAACGCCACGCGAGCCCAGCGCCUCAAGCCCCUGCUCCCCAAACCGGCCUCCUGCACCACCACCACCACCACCGCCGCCACCUCCACCUCCACCUCCUCGCCCUCCAUCAAGGAGCUCCCCCCCCUGGCCUCCAUCGCUCAGAUCAUCCACUCCGUCUCCGUGGCGCCAGACCUGCUGAAGAGAGAGGCCUCCGCCGUGGUGCUGGACCCCAAGCCCCACACGGGAGGCGCUCCGUCACUGGCCGACGCUGCUGCAGACGCCCCGGGACCCUCCGUUGUCCUGGAGACGCCAGGGGACGAAACAUCAGAGGUGUCCUCCAGGAAGCGUCCCAGGAGGAGGCCCGCGGGCCUGGUUCUGAAGGAGAAGGCGGUUGUGAGCGCGGGGGGGGCCGCCAUCGACCUGGAGUCCAGCGGCGAGUUCGCCAGCGUGGAGAAGAUGCUCGCCACCACGGACGCCAACAAGUUCAGCCCCUACCUGCAGCCCGGGGCCGCGGACCUGGGGCCCAAGAGAGAUGACCGAGGAGGAGGAGGAGGAGGGGGAGGAGGGGGGGAGGAGAAGGAGGGAGGAGCGAGGGAGGAGGUGAGGCCGGCGCCGGUGGGGCCGCAGUCCAAAGGGAAGAAGAACGCGUACUCCAACUCGGUCCAGAAGAUGACCUGCCCCUUCUGCCCCCGCGUGUUCCCCUGGGCCAGCUCGCUGCAGAGACACAUGCUGACACACACCGGCCAGAAACCGUUCCCGUGUCCCAAGUGCGACGCCUUCUUCUCCACCAAGUCCAACUGUGAGCGCCACCUGCUGAGGAAGCACGGCGUGACGCACCGGACGCUGCGGAGGAACGGCGCCCUCGCCAAGAAGGACGGAGACGAAGGCUCGCAGGAGAGCGCAGAGAGUCAGUCGGAGACGGAGCAGACGGCUCCAGAAGCUCAAGACCUCAGCGGCGCCAACACCUCCACCGACUCAGGCUCCGCCCCCUCCUCCGAGAGCCCCACCCACUCAGACCAGCAGGGGGCGGAGUCAUCCCAGUCAAGCCCCUCCCACAAACCCAGCCCCGGGUGCAGCCCGGCCGGCGGCUCUGCAGAGCAGCAGGAGACAGAAGCCACAGAGCAGCGUCCGGACCUGCAGGGGGCGCCGGAGACCAGACCACCACACAGCAGCGGCACCAAGGUGGAGAGCGCCGACGACGACGACUGCCACAGCAACAAGAGUCUCGACCUGAACUUCGGCAAAAAGCUGAUCGGCUUCAAGCUCUCGGCGUCCUCGGGCCCCGCUCAGGAAGAACCCCCUGCCUCCUCUUCCUCCUCGUCCUCGUCUUCCUCGUCUUCGUCGUCCUCCUCCACCUCUGCUCCCCGCGUCGCAGCCGAGAGCCCGGAGAAGGAGAAACUCGCCGCCAGGCAGCAGCCGGACUACAAGCACGUGUGCCGAGUGUGUGGGAAGAGCUUCCGUUACGCCACCA
Messenger RNA from Etheostoma spectabile (orangethroat darter), 2870 nucleotides. RefSeq names its product ras-responsive element-binding protein 1. Gene Ontology annotation, molecular function: DNA-binding transcription activator activity, RNA polymerase II-specific; RNA polymerase II cis-regulatory region sequence-specific DNA binding. Gene Ontology annotation, biological process: regulation of transcription by RNA polymerase II. Gene Ontology annotation, cellular component: nucleus. The record is from RefSeq and is a predicted model, not a curated record. NCBI's taxonomy places the organism in Eukaryota, Metazoa, Chordata, Actinopteri, Perciformes, Percidae.